AUGCUGCUGGGCCGGGUCACCUCCACCCCCUUCUUCGUCAAUGACAUCCUGCGGCUGGAGCGUGAGCAGAGUGAUCCCGAGGCUUUGCCACAAUGGGGGAUGCCGAGGAGCCCAGAAAACUCUCACUACCUGGGGAUGGACUCGGAACCGCGAGGGUCAGAGGUUAACCACGCUGGUAAUGGGGGUGGCUGCGAUAAAGAGCGAGGAGGAUCGGAACCUUCUGGGGGACCGUGUGAGGCAGUCGUGGAGAAGGACACGGAACGAGGCGGGGAGCCACAGCCGGGCCUGGGCGCAGCCUCAUCCCUCCGAGGCGGGAAAAGAAUGCUGGAGCGCGGCGUCGGGACCUGCGGUGGCAGCACGCAACAGCCCAAGGCGCGACAGCGGCGGAAGCCGCGUGUCCUGUUUUCACAGGCACAGGUGCUGGCCCUGGAGCGGCGCUUCAAGCAGCAGCGGUACCUGUCGGCGCCCGAACGCGAUCACCUCGCCAGCGCGCUGCAGCUCACGUCCACGCAGGUCAAGAUCUGGUUCCAGAACCGGCGCUACAAGUGCAAGAGGCAGCGCCAGGACAGGUCACUGGAGCUGGCUGGCCACCCACUAGCGCCCCGCAGAGUGGCAGUACCGGUGCUGGUGCGCGAUGGCAAGCCCUGCCUGGGCCCGGGCCAGCCGCCCUUCUCCAGCCCCUACGCGGCGGCCACGGCACCCUACUCCUGCUACGGCGGCUACGCUAGCGCCCCCUACAGCGCAGGCUAUGGCGUCGGCUACGCCAGCGCAGGACCCGCGGCGCCCACGCCACUGGCCAACUCGGGUUUCAGCCCGGGCGGCCCGAGCGCCACACCUCAGGGCCAUCUGCCCUCCGCGAUGCAGGGCGUCAGGGCCUGGUGA
Sciurus carolinensis (gray squirrel) is the source of this 882-nucleotide messenger RNA. RefSeq names its product NK2 homeobox 6 (gene Nkx2-6). Bases 1 to 882 code for a protein of 293 amino acids. NCBI's taxonomy places the organism in Eukaryota, Metazoa, Chordata, Mammalia, Rodentia, Sciuridae. The transcript has 2 exons. Gene Ontology annotation, molecular function: RNA polymerase II cis-regulatory region sequence-specific DNA binding; DNA-binding transcription factor activity, RNA polymerase II-specific. The record is from RefSeq and is a predicted model, not a curated record. Gene Ontology annotation, biological process: cell differentiation; regulation of transcription by RNA polymerase II. Gene Ontology annotation, cellular component: nucleus.